AUCAUGAAUGUUCGUCAGCUGAUGAAUAUAUACGGCGGAAAAGUAUACGUUCCAAUACAGGGAGAAUCUGGAAUGACAGCGAAACAGACAGGGUUUCGAAAUCAAAGUAUUAAAAAAUAUCAGGAAACUGUGUAAUCAAGAGUAAAAUAAAAGGAAAGAAAAAAUGUCUGGAACAAAAGUGGAAUCGGACCAAGGAGGAGCUGACGGCAAGGCCCCAUUUGGCUUCAACAGUUACGCCACUAAGAAGACCCUCGCAAAGGGCCUCCUGGAUAUUGGGCUGCUGAUGGCGAACGCCUCCCAGCUUAAAUCCCUCAUCAGUCUGGGACCCGACGCGGAGUAUUAUUACCCAAACCUGGUGCUGAUAUGUCUCUCUAUAGCACUUCAGGUCGUGACCGGAGUGAUGCUUCUUGUCCUCGGAAGCAUGGAAGGCAAGAAUCUAGAGGAACGGAGUACCGCCAACCGUCUAAACAAUGUCGUCGUCGGCUUCGUAUUUGCCAUAACGGUGAUAAAUGUGUUUGUUGCUGCAUUUGGAAUCAAAAUGACAGAAAACUGAUUGUCAACACUGUUGUUGAUUUGUUAAGCCACAAUACCCAUACCUUAAAAUGAAAUUGGUAUUGUACAUGUUGUAUAUAGUUCUGUCAACAGACAUGUUUCACUUUACUUUCCAAUGAAAUGAACUAAAACUGGCAGUUCAGUCAUGCUAUCAACAUUAACAUACGGAAAUUAAGUUUGGACAGUGUUUGAUUUGCAGUUUAAACAAUAGUUCACAUACAUUUUUACAGUUUCACGUUUUCAAAAAAUCCUUGUGAUUGUUUAAGAAAUUAGGUCAAGCUGUAUAUGUGUAGUUAGUAUGAAGUGUUUUAAAUCUAUGUAACUAUGUAAAUCUAUUUGAAUGACAGAAUGAAUAUGGGAGUAAACUUUAGGAGUAAU
This is a messenger RNA of Mya arenaria, 930 nucleotides long. RefSeq names its product ninjurin-1-like. Gene Ontology annotation, biological process: tissue regeneration; cell adhesion. The transcript has 3 exons. Lineage: Eukaryota; Metazoa; Mollusca; Bivalvia; Myida; Myidae. Gene Ontology annotation, cellular component: membrane. The record is from RefSeq and is a predicted model, not a curated record. The coding region runs from base 164 to 553 and encodes 129 amino acids.